CUUCACUCUGUCACGAGCGGGUGGCGCGCGGCCGGGGAUCCGGCUCCGGCUAGGGCUGCGGGCCCCGUGCGGGGCGCGGGGGUCGGGGGGCGCCAUGGUGCUGAGCCCGGUGAUCGGGAAGCUGCUGCACAAGCGCGUGGUGCUGGCCAGCGCCUCCCCGCGCCGCCGGGAGAUCCUCAGCCACGCGGGUCUCAGGUUCGAAGUGGUUCCUUCCAGGUUCAAAGAGAAGCUUGAUAAAGCGUCCUUCCCCACGCCUUAUGCCUACGCCAUCGAAACAGCCAAGCAGAAGGCCCUGGAGGUGGCCAGCAGGAUGCAUCAGAAGGACCUCCGGGCCCCGGACAUUGUCAUCGGAGCGGACACCAUCGUGACGGUCGGGGGGCUCAUUCUGGAGAAGCCAGUGGACAAGCAAGACGCAUACAGGAUGCUCUCCAGGUUGAACGGGAAAGAGCACAGCGUGUUCACGGGCGUCGCCAUCGUCCACUGUUGCACCAAAGAUGGCCAGCUGGACAUGGAGGUAUCCGAGUUCCACGAGGAGACCACAGUGAAAUUCUCCGAGCUGUCCGAGGAGCUCCUGUGGGAUUACAUCGACAGUGGGGAGCCCAUGGACAAGGCCGGUGGCUAUGGGAUCCAGGCGCUGGGCGGCAUGCUGGUGGAGUACGUCCGCGGAGACUUCCUCAACGUCGUGGGCUUCCCCCUGAACCGCUUCUGCAAGAAGCUGGUGGAGCUGUACUACCCGCCCCGCCGCGAGGACGUGCAGCGGGUCAAGCACGACUCCAUCCCUCCUGUCGACACCUUCGAGAACCUGAGCGACGUGGAAGGGGGCAGCUCAGACCCUGCUCAGGGCAACGACGGUGGUGGCCACGGAAGGACAGAGGCGGGCGGUGACACAGCACAGGCUUCUGCUGGCACACGGGGAGCACACUCUAACGGGAUGGUGGAGACCCCGCCCCCAUUCCCAGUGGGCCUUCUAGAACUCAUAGACGGCUUUAAAGCUUCGAAGGCCCUGUUCACGGCUUGCAAGCUGAAGGUGUUUGAUGUUCUAAAAGAUGAAGCCCCGUUGAAGGCCGUGGAUGUUGCAGGCAAAAUUGAUGCCUCUGUGUGUGGAACCGAACGGCUCCUGGAUGUCUGUGUGGCCCUGGGAUUACUGGAGAAGACAGACAGAGGUUACCGCAACACGGAGCUGGCAGAUCUGCACCUGGCUUCGGACGGCGCGUAUUCUCUGCACGGCUUGGCCAUGCACAACAACGACCACUUCUGGAACCUGUUCGCAGACCUGGAGCUCGCCGUGCGGGAGGGAGCCGACGCGGCUUUCGGCAGGAAGACGGCAGACCCCGUUCAGGUACCGUUGUACAUCCUGUCCAGAAUUCUGCACGACUGGCCGGACCACAAAGUGCAGGAGUUGCUGAGCCGCGUCUCAAGCAGCUGCAAGCCAGGCGGUGGCAUCUUGGUGGCUGAGAUGGUCCUGGAGGAGAACCCAGCAGCGCGGGGCAGCCUGCCCGCGUCCUUGAACCUGCUGGUGCGGACGCAGGGGAGGGAGCGCAGCCUGCCCGAGUACCGCAGGCUGCUGGAGCAACACGGCUUCUCCGACGUGCAGCUGGCGCACGCGGGGGACAGGCUGGACGUGAUCCUGGGCACCAGAGCCUCGCCACCCUGAGCCCGCCGGCAUCAGACGCUACUCUCUCAGGAGGCUGAUGGGGUCCCCGUCCCCAGCGUUUGCCGCCGGUGCAACGAUGACUGACAGCAGCUCGCCAGCCAUGUAACCAAACGGAUUAAAGCAGCAAAAUGCA
Molecule: messenger RNA, 1787 nt
Organism: Ailuropoda melanoleuca (giant panda)
Lineage: Eukaryota; Metazoa; Chordata; Mammalia; Carnivora; Ursidae
Gene: ASMTL
Product: acetylserotonin O-methyltransferase like
Exons: 11
Coding region: 95-1654 (519 amino acids)
Molecular function (GO): nucleoside triphosphate diphosphatase activity; protein dimerization activity; O-methyltransferase activity
Source: RefSeq, a predicted model, not a curated record